UGUGUGUGCUCGCGGAGGUGAUCCGCAGCCUUCCACUGGGCAGAAGGGGUACUGGUUAAAAACAUAUAACCCCAAGUUAGAACGGUUCCACUUUUUCUAAAGGGAGGGGAGGAUAAGGAGGGGGCCAUGGCUCCUGGAGCAGUCUGCCUAACGGUCCAGACUCAGAGAACAGCCAAGAAAUCUGUCUCUACAACUAACCAAGUCUAUCUAGGGCCGAGCCUCCCAGAGCUCACACCGGGGGAGGUGCCUGCACCCAGGCAGAGGCUGUGGAAGCAGGAGCUGGGAGAGCCGCCAGGAAACCAGCCAGUGGCCUCGGGGGAGUCCCUGCGCAGGGCCGCAGAAUAGCUGCUAAUAAAAUGCACUAUUUGUAGUCUCCACGAGAGGAUUGUAGAGGGGAAGGCGGCGGGUGGGGGAAACGGACUGAUGCCGGGGACUCCUCUGUACUUGCUACUGCCCUAUGUCGGUAUUUGGACGUUUUCCAGAGCGACAAUUCCGGGGGAAAAGCGCUGGGGAAAAGCGCUGGAGUGUUGAGAAUUUAGCCUCUUUCCCUUUUUGGAUGGAAAGGAAGGUCACCCGGUGUUCCUCACUGUGCUGUUUGGGGACCUUCUCCCCCCUCUCCAGAGUUCCUUUAAUCAUUCCUCAUUAAUUCAUUUCAUCAUUAGCCCCCUCAUCUGGACAGUUUUAAGGGUCUCAGAUUCUGAAUGAAGGACAAGAAAUGGCCGUGGACCCAGCGCUUCACAAAGGCCCAAGACAAAUUUUGAGGAGUUAAAUAAGACUGGUUAGUCGCCUGGAACUCUUUUUCGUAGACUAGUUCCAGGGCCUGGUGUGUCCUUUUGGCCUUAGGCAGGCUAUAAUUUCAGGACAGAUAAUGAUUCUUUGGACACUGGUCCCACCGAGUUCCCCCUUUGCCUCUCUCAGCUGCUAAAGGAUCAAGAGAAGAGCCCAGUCCCAAAUUGUGCCCUGAACCCCUCCAAAGAGGAUAACUGUCCUAUAAAACCCCCAACUUCUUUCCCAUCCUUUUACUUCAUCUCCUGUGGGUCGCUGUACUGCUGUUGUUUAAUAAACAUCUCUGUCAAGGGGACAGAGGACAGGAAAUGAGGGCCCGCGGGGUGGAGGUGGAGGUGUUGGGGGGGCGGGUGACAAGACUACCUCCUCUUUAAUUACCCUGUCGGGCCUCUCCCGCUGCUCUGAGGCUGGGGCGCUCUUCCUCCCUGUAUGCUGGUCUUCCCUCCCCUCUCUCUCCAACCCGCCUGGGGAGAGGGCUCCUCAGCCUGCGUCCCUCCAGAGGCAGCCCGCUGCUUGCCUCCGCCUCUCCUCCGCCCCCAUCGCCCCAUGUUGAGAACCCCCCUUCCUGUAAAAGCGGGAGGGGCCCCGGGCGGCCCAGCAGCUCAGGCUGAGGUUACGUGGCCGCCGGAGCCCUGACGUGAUAGCACAUUGCAUCAGCAUAAAACAAUCCAUCCUGGAUAUGGAAUGCGGUGAGGACGGAUGACAGCGCGAGCGCAGCCCCCUCGCCCGAUUGAUUUAUGUCGGAGCUGACGCUUUAUCAGGCAGUCCGCAAAACUUUGACCAAUCAUUUUGCAAGGAGCUCCGAGCCGGGCUGCUCCACUGUACUUUGUUGGCUGAGAAGUUGAGCAGGGGGUGGGGGUGGGAGGGUGGGGGUCUGGGGGGGGUCGCGUCCGAAAGCCCUCUGCACCGGGUCCGUGUGCCACCUUUCCCUGCUUGGGCGCCACGGCGCGAGCGCUUCCCUUCCCCCUGCGAGCGCGCGGAUAAUGUCUGAGAAUGUCCAUUUCUGGGACGCUUAGCAGCUAUUAUGUCGACUCGAUCAUAAGUCACGAGAGCGAGGACGCGCCUCCAGCCAAGUUUCCUUCGGGCCAGUACGCGAACCCGCGGCAGCCGGGCCACGCCGAGCACCUGGACUUCCCCUCGUGCAGCUUCCAGCCCAAAGCUCCGGUGUUCGGCGCCUCCUGGGCGCCGCUGAGCCCGCACGCUUCGGGGAGCCUGCCGUCGGUCUACCACCCCUACCUGCAGCCCCAGGGCGCGCCGGCGGCCGAGAGCAGGUACCUCCGUACCUGGCUAGAGCCGGCGCCGCGCGCCGAGGCCGCCCCGGGGCAGGGCCAGGCGGCCGUGAAGGCGGAGCCGCUGCUGGGCGCGCCGGGGGAGCUGCUUAAACAGGGCACGCCCGAGUACAGUUUGGAAACUUCGGCGGGCAGGGAGGCUGUCCUGUCUAAUCAAAGAGCCGGCUACGGGGACAAUAAAAUUUGCGAAGGAAGCGAGGACAAAGAGAGGCCGGAUCAAACCAACCCCUCUGCCAACUGGCUGCACGCCCGCUCUUCCCGGAAAAAGCGCUGUCCCUACACCAAAUACCAGACGCUGGAGCUAGAGAAGGAGUUUCUAUUCAAUAUGUACCUCACCAGGGACCGCAGGCACGAAGUGGCCAGACUCCUCAAUCUGAGUGAGAGACAAGUCAAAAUCUGGUUUCAGAACCGGCGGAUGAAAAUGAAGAAGAUGAAUAAGGAGCAGGGCAAAGAGUAAAGAUGACCCCACCCCUCCCCAGCU
This is a messenger RNA of Rattus rattus (black rat), 2556 nucleotides long. It is a transcript of the gene Hoxb9, whose product is annotated as homeobox B9. Bases 1780 to 2532 code for a protein of 250 amino acids. Gene Ontology annotation, molecular function: RNA polymerase II cis-regulatory region sequence-specific DNA binding; DNA-binding transcription factor activity, RNA polymerase II-specific. NCBI's taxonomy places the organism in Eukaryota, Metazoa, Chordata, Mammalia, Rodentia, Muridae. The record is from RefSeq and is a predicted model, not a curated record. The transcript is spliced from 2 exons. Gene Ontology annotation, biological process: DNA-templated transcription; embryonic skeletal system morphogenesis; regulation of transcription by RNA polymerase II. Gene Ontology annotation, cellular component: nucleus.